GCCGAAAAGCACGGCAUGCAACAUCGCAAGCACGUACUGAAGAAACACUGAAAAGCUCCGCGAUGUCCGGAUCAUGUGUGGGAACCACCGGUAGUAGAUAAUAGCGGCGAUUUUUUCGGACAUUCUCAGACGAUGCACUAAACGGACGCGUCGAUAAUUUUAUUUAUUUUAUUUUUAAAUAAUUGACGUUUUACAUGUGUUCCUGCGACAGGCCGAUGCGAAGACAAUUUACUACAAUGCGACAGUGUGUGUCAGCUGUGCGACCUCUUGCUUGUGUGCGUGGUGUUUUGCUUGUGUUGUGCAUGGAAGUUGCGUUUUCCGAAGCGAUUAGGAUAAAGAGGGAACUGCUUGGAGACAAUGUGCAAUCCUAUUUGAUGCAGUUCGGGUACAUGGAACAUCGGGAUGAUGUCGCCAGCGCGUUUCGAACAGAGGAAUCUAUAAGGGACGCCAUCAAAGAGAUGCAGAAGUUCGCCGGCUUGCCGGCGAGCGGCGUCCUGGACGCCGCGACGGAGAAACUGUUACGGACACCGCGGUGCGGACGUCCGGACAAGGAACGCGGACAGACAUCCGGCAGAAGGAAACGGUUCGUCGCACACGGCUCACCGUGGCCUAAGACCAACCUUACCUGGAGUUUAAAGAGUUGGGAUCGAUUGAACAAAGCGGAUGUCAUCAAGGUGCUCGGUAAGGCGCUUCAGGUCUGGUCCAAACAUUCCAAACUCGAAUUCCGAAAUGUGGACGAAACAAGAACGGCCGACAUCAACAUACAAUUCUACAGACUCGACCACGGCGACAGGUUCCCCUUUGACGGCAAGGGAAUUGUGUUGGCGCACGCCUUCUUUCCCAGCAGCUCCGGUUCCCCUAUCGACGUCCACUUCGAUGCCGACGAAUCGUGGAUCAUGCAAGGUCAAACUGAACCAGGCAGCACGAAUUUAUUCAACGUAGCUGCCCACGAAUUUGGACAUUCUCUAGGACUAGGACAUUCUAGUGUAGAAAAUGCCCUUAUGUACCCUUGGUAUAAAGAAAUGGUAGACGGAUUCGAUUAUGAACUCCCAGAAGAUGACAGAAAUGGAAUCCAACAACUUUAUGGUCGUCGUGAAACCGGCCAAAUAUGGGAUAAUAUUCCUGUGUACAGACCGCCACCUCCAAGACCUCCAACCACAACAACAACUCCCAGACCUCACACGCCAUCCACCAGACGUCCGCAUAUACCUUACAAUCCCUAUCAUGGUCACCAGAAUCCACCCUAUAACCCCAGAACUGAGAAAAAUUAUUACCCCAACAAGCCCAUGAACCCGGAUAAGAAACAUUACAACAAAAACAACGGAUACCCAGACCCAAGGUAUUAUCCAACGAAAGAUCCAAAACAUCACCACCACCACCAUCACCAUCAAAAUCAUAACCCCCACCAUCACAUCCCGGAAAGACGUCCAACUGAAACGCCACAUAGAAUACCCGAAAGACACCACCCUAAAAAGAUAUACCCUGGAACUGGAAUAGACGGUGUCCGACCCGGUAAUCCAGAGAGACCAACAACCAGAGUUUCUAGCAGAAACCAUCCAGUGAAGGAGUCGAAACCUCCACCGGACACUUGCGAUACGUCCUACGACGCGGUUGCCACCAUAAGACGCGAAGUGUUCAUAUUUAAAGAUGCAUACUUGUGGAGAAUAGGUGAACAUGGUUUGUUGCCGGGUUAUCCUGCGUUGAUCCACCGUUUGUGGAACUCCAUACCGAAAGAUUUGGAUCACGUGGAUGCCGUAUAUGAAAGACACGACGGAAAAAUUGUUUUCUUUAUUGGUCGAUUGUAUUACGUGUUUACUGGUCAACGACUCGAGCCCAACUUUCCUCGACCCAUCACCGAUUUGGGACUACCACAGGACCUUGAAAAAAUUGAUGGCGCCAUGGUAUGGGGCCAUAACGGACAUACUUACUUUUACAGUGGCGACAAAUACUGGAGGUUCGACGAAAAGGAGCAAAGAGUUGAAUUGGAUUAUCCGAGAAAAAUGGGAAUGUGGAAAGGAGUUGGAACCGACAUCGAUGCAGUAUUUCAAUGGAGAGAUGGAAAAACAUAUUUCUUCAAAGAUAAAGGUUACUGGAAAUUCAACGAUAUGUACAUGAGAGUGGAACACAGUGAACCAAAACCAUCUGCGCCAUUUUGGAUGGGUUGCUCUGAUAAUUUCGAGAGUAACGACAUCGGUCAAAAACUGCCAUACAAAGAUCUCUCAUCAGGCAAUGCCAAAACUUCAACAAGUCUAGCUGCUUUUAUGAUUGUGUUCACCGUUGUUUUUAGUGUUUUUUAAUUGUUUGCAUUAUUUUUCGAAAAAAAAAAACAGGGUAAAAAACUAUAAUAGCUUUGGAAAAACCGCUUCUAAUGAAGUAACAAAGUAUACACAUGACAAAGGCCAUGACAAUUAUUUAUUUUUUUAGCUAACAACAAAAACUGCCCCUAUUUUAUUUUCCACUUAUUUUAAUUCUACAUAUCAUUUUUUUCUCUUUGAUUUGUGAAUUUUGUUUAAAAGACUGAUGAUUCGAUCUAAAUUAAAAAUAGUUGCGCUUGUACAACAUAUGAUAUCAAAGACACAAUUUUCAAAACAAUACAGGCUUCAAUAUCUGUGAUAUUUUUUGCAUAUUUAAAUAAACCUGUCGUGGUUGUGUCAAAUAGAAAUUCAUUGCAAUCGUAACAAUAUUAGCUAUUCCCAACAAUAAUUUUUAUAAUUGCCCAAAAAACCAAAGCAAUACAGUAAUUAAAAAUGCCUAUUAAUUAUAAACCAUUUACAUUAUACGCAAUAACUACUUAUAAAAGUGAAUAAAUGAUAAAGAAUAAUCGGAUGUUUACAUGCGAUAAUCAUCAUGUUUGUGCUAGAUAAAUAUUAUAUAUGUAUGUGAAAGAGUAUAUCAACAGCAAAAAUACUUUACAUAUAUAAUGUCCGAAAAAACAAUCUUCAAUGAAGAUUUGUAGAAAAAUAAUUGUGUUCUAUUUCUUCUAUUUUAUGCGUUUAUAUUUAUAUUUGCAACUAAAUUAAAUUAUGUUUUAAGUAUUUGUAUAUUAAGAUUGUAAAUAUUAUGUAUUUCUAGUUUAAUGAAGUGUAAAGUUGGUGCAAUUAUGGGUUUAUAUAUUAUUAUAUCACGACUUACCUUUCCAAAUAUUUUUUUAUAACAAUUAGAUAAGUGCCUAAUCCAUUUUUGCAACAACUUAAUUCAUAAGUGUAUUUUUUAUAUCGAUUAUUUAAGUAUAUUAUUUUAUUAUUUUAUUAGAAUAUAAUUAUA
Messenger RNA from Aethina tumida (small hive beetle), 3264 nucleotides. RefSeq names its product matrix metalloproteinase-2-like. Gene Ontology annotation, cellular component: extracellular matrix. Gene Ontology annotation, biological process: proteolysis; extracellular matrix organization; collagen catabolic process. Bases 195 to 2297 code for a protein of 700 amino acids. The record is from RefSeq and is a predicted model, not a curated record. Gene Ontology annotation, molecular function: zinc ion binding; metalloendopeptidase activity. The transcript has 9 exons. NCBI's taxonomy places the organism in Eukaryota, Metazoa, Arthropoda, Insecta, Coleoptera, Nitidulidae.